Molecule: messenger RNA, 537 nt
Organism: Acanthosepion pharaonis
Lineage: Eukaryota; Metazoa; Mollusca; Cephalopoda; Sepiida; Sepiidae
Source: the annotation of a GenBank genome assembly
AUGUAUGUAUGUAUCUAUCAACUUGAGUUGGUUUAUCUAUCUAUCUAUCUAUCUAUCUAUCUAUCUAUCUAUCUUCAUCAGUUGAUUUAUGUAUGUAUGUAUGUAUGUAUGUAUCUAUCUAUCUAUCUAUCUAUCUAUCUAUCUAUCUACUUCAGCUGGUUUCUUUCUCUCUCUCUAUCUCUCUAUCUAUCUAUCUUCAUCAUUGGUUUAUCUAUCUAUCUUCAUCAGUUGAUCUAUCUAUCUAUCUAUCUAUCUAUCUAUCUAUCUAUCUAUCUAUCUAUCUAUCUAUCUUCAUCAGUUGAUUUCUUUAUGUCUGUCUGUCUGUCUGUCUGUAUGUAUGUGUAUCUAUCAACUUCAGUUGGUUUAUCUAUCUAUCUAUCUAUCUAUCUAUCUACUUCAAUCUUUUCUUAUCUAUUUCUAUCCAUCUAUCUAUCUAUCUAUCUAUCUAUCUAUCUAUCUAUAUAUAUAUAUAUAUAUAUAUAUAUAUAUAUAUAUAUAUAUAUCUACUUCAGUUGGUUUCUUUAUCUAUCUAUCUGA